This is a messenger RNA of Cavia porcellus (domestic guinea pig), 1159 nucleotides long. RefSeq names its product carbonyl reductase [NADPH] 2-like. Lineage: Eukaryota; Metazoa; Chordata; Mammalia; Rodentia; Caviidae. The coding region runs from base 88 to 822 and encodes 244 amino acids. The transcript is spliced from 8 exons. Gene Ontology annotation, biological process: xylulose metabolic process; glucose metabolic process. The record is from RefSeq and is a predicted model, not a curated record. Gene Ontology annotation, molecular function: L-xylulose reductase (NADPH) activity; carbonyl reductase (NADPH) activity.
CCUGCCUCCAGCCCCACCUCUUUCCUACUUGCCAGCUUAGACUAUUUAAAAACCGUAGUUUUCCUCUCCCUAAAGAAGAUCAACACCAUGCAACUGAAUUUCAGCGGCCUGCGGGCCCUGGUAACAGGGGCAGGGAAAGGGAUCGGCCGGGACACCGUGAAAGCCCUGCAUGCCUCAGGAGCCAGUGUAGUGGCUGUGAGCCGCACUAACACCGACCUUGUCAGCCUCUCCAAAGAGUGUCCCGGGAUAGAGCCUGUGUGUGUGGAUCUAGGCAACUGGGAGGCCACAGAGCAGGCACUGGGCAGCGUGGGACCUGUGGACCUGCUGGUCAACAAUGCUGCUGUGGCUCCAUUGCAAUCCUUCCUGGAGAUCACCAAGGAGACCUUCGACAGGACCUUCAACGUGAAUGUGCGUUCUGUGAUUCAAGUGUCCCAGUUCGUGGCCCGGGGCAUGAUCGCCAGAGGAGUGCAGGGAUCCAUUGUCAACGUCUCCAGCAUGGUGGCCUAUGUAACUUUUCCCAACCUGCCCGUCUACAGCUCCACUAAGUCUGCAUUAACCAUGCUGACCAAAGCAAUGGCCUGGGAGCUGGGGCCCCACAAGAUCCGAGUGAACUCUGUGAACCCCACGUUGGUGCUCACCGCUAUGGGCAAGCACGUUGUGCCCGAUCCUGAGAUGGCCAGAAAGCUGAAGGAGCGCCAUCCGCUGAAGAAGUUUGCAGAGGUGGAAGACGUGGUCAACAGCAUCCUGUUCUUGCUCAGCGACCGAAGCGUCUCUAUCACCGGCUCGGGGAUCCUGGUGGACUGCGGCUACCUGGCUUCCUAGGACCGCACGGUUUGCACCCGGCAGGCGAGCACUGCGCAGACGCUGACUGGCCCGGCCCACUGCAUGCCCACUGGCCCGCCCACUCGCUAGUGCAAGCCCCGCUCUUCUAGAUCACAAGGUCCAGGGUCCACCCCCGGCCUCACCUAGAACUGCUCCCUGGACGCUGCCCCACUCGGACUCCGCCCCCUCCGCACACACACUCACUUCUAAGCAGACCAAGUCCAGCUGCCACGCCUCUCCUCCCCCAUCCCGUCCCUACCCGGAGACCACUCCCCAUCUGCGGGGUCCCCGCAGCGACCCGGACACUGCAUAAAUAAAUGGAUGCCAUUUUCCGGUA